Molecule: messenger RNA, 5536 nt
Organism: Mugil cephalus (flathead mullet)
Lineage: Eukaryota; Metazoa; Chordata; Actinopteri; Mugiliformes; Mugilidae
Gene: gprc5ba
Product: G protein-coupled receptor, class C, group 5, member Ba
Exons: 4
Coding region: 874-2100 (408 amino acids)
Biological process (GO): G protein-coupled receptor signaling pathway
Cellular component (GO): intracellular membrane-bounded organelle; signaling receptor complex; extracellular exosome
Molecular function (GO): protein kinase activator activity; G protein-coupled receptor activity; protein kinase binding
Source: RefSeq, a predicted model, not a curated record
UGAACGGGAGAAAAACAGUGCCGCACUAACUGGACACGGGGGAGCCCAAACUGUGCCCACAGCCUGGGCCAGUGACAUCAGACGCAUAGAUUUAGGAGGUGUGUAUUGGCGCGCAAGGCUCGCUCGCUGUGCGUCUAGGAUCUCAGCCAUUUCGGGGAUCAAUUAAUUUAUCGGGGAAACUGUUAAAGCGAGGGAAGACAGAGGGGAGUCCGCUGCCUCUCGCGGAGCUGUCAUUUUCCCCCCCUCUGUGCGUACAUGUGUGGGUGCGCAGAAGGAUUAUCAUUACGCACGCUGUGCGGGAGCGCAGUUUGGGUGAUGCGUUCGGUCGAGAGAGGCGCAUCCGGGAGGGGUGAGCGUCAACCCGGGCAUUCAGCGGCAUAAUCGGCGCUCUGACCGGAGAAGUGGACCCGGUUGUUAUGGGGACAGCGUUUCUGCGCAACGCAGGAUUUCGACCCGUUGUACGUUACAUUUAUAUUUGACGAAUGCUCCGUCGAGUGAAAGUCAAAGAUGCGCGCCGCUGAACAAAGGAUUUAGGGAAAAACGAUAAAGAAAUCUCCGUCAUAUUAUAAUCCUUGCACCCCGUUGCGUUUUGUCUCUCUGCGCUUGGGCUCGCGUUCCUUUCAGUCCUGCCUUUGAGGACGACGAACACGGGCUGAAUAACCGGCUUCCUCUGGUCUGAAACCCGGAGCGUGAGGAAUCAUCUGGACUGAUCGCAUACACACAAGUCCAUGUGGAUGGAGAGAGAAUACGCAAACGCAACGAGGGGAGCUCGUUCCGAAAUGUGACAUUUUCUCCUGGUCCUGCCUCCCCUCGAACCUGGCUACUGUGCAUCCGUCUUCAUUCUAGACCACAUUUGUUUACAUCGAUCAAGAGAUGGCGCCCCCACCAGUCCUCCUCCUCCCUCUCCUGCUGCUAACCGUUGCUCGCCAUGUCAGCGGUCAAAAUCCGGGUGACCCGGAGACUCUCCCGAGGGGCUGCGGGUGGGGCUUGAUGCGCCCCUACACCCUCCUCUGUGACCUGGACUCCAUAUGGGGUGUGGCCGUCGAGUCGGUGGCCGCCGGUGGGACGCUGGCUGCCAUCUUGCUCGCCCUGGUCCUGCUCUGCCGCUUGCGCCACAUCAGCGAGGCCGAGAAGCGGAGCGGCGUGGGACCCAUCCUCCUGCUGCUCCUCGGGAUCCUUGGCCUGUUCGGCCUGAGCUUCGCCUACCUUAUCGAGCAGGACGAGUCACUGUGUCUACUUCGCAGGGCCCUCUGGGGCCUCCUUUUCGCUCUUUGCUUCUCCUGCCUGCUGGUUCAGGGUGUCCGUCUGCGCAGGCUGGGCCGGGAGCGCCGGAGCCCAGGCGGCUGCGCCCUGACGGGCCUGGCUCUAGGCCUGAGCGCCGUGCAGGGCAUCAUUGCCGCCGAGUGGCUGCUUCUGACUGUGCUGAGGGAGGGACGGGCUGCCUGUCAGUACCUGCCUCUGGACUUCUCGCUAGCGUGCAGCUACGUGCUAGCGCUCCUGAUAGCCGCGCUGACGGCCGCUUCCCUGGCCCUGUGUGGGAAGACGCGUCAGUGGCGCUGCAACGCCAUCUGGCUGCUCAUCACCUGCCUGAUGUCGCUGCUCCUGUGGGUGGCCUGGGUGGGCUUCUACCUGUACGGCAACGACUGGCUCGGCAGGUCCCCGGCUUGGAACGACCCGGCGCUGGCGAUAGCUUUAGUGGCUCAGGGCUGGCUGCUGCUGAUCUUCCACGCCAUCCCCGAGGCCCACAUCUGCCUGAGACCCCCGCCGCAGCCCACGGCCCCGGAUUACUUCGACACGUCGCAGAACUCGACGCGGAUGAGGGAGACGAGCUUCGACGAGGACAUCCCCUUAUCUCACAGGCAGUUCGUGGAGAACCAGGGCUACGGAUACAGCGACGAGAACACUGCAGGCCUGAGGAGCGGCGGCGCUGCCGGGCAACACAACAGCAACACCGGCGCCCGGCCCAGCGCUCCUUUCCGCAGCAACGUCUACCAGCCCACCGAGAUGACCAUGAUCCUGAACGGGGGAGCGGUGAGUACAUCCGCCCAGGCACAGGUGCCCUCUGCCCCGCCCACCUACACGGGGAGGCAGCUGUGGUGAGCGAGCGGUUUGGAAAGAGGAACGCGUGCUAGAAAAUGAAGAGGAGAAGAAGAAGAGACGGUGAGGAGGGGAGGGGUCCGGGACGAGGGGCCUCCCCCAUCGCGUUGGAUUGGACUUAACGAGCACGGAGGCCUACGGGGCCCUCUCACCCUGUGUACAGACUUCAACACUGACUAUGUGCCAAUCAGCUCCUGUAUGAGUGUGUGCGAGACUGAGAGAGUGAAAGACCGAGUGGGGGGGGGUUCAUGGAGGACAGAGCUAAAGCCUUUCUGCCGCACAAAUCCCUAAAGAAGAAAUGUGACCAGCAAAUAGCAAAACGAGACAACUGAGAUCUGAAAAUAACAACCUGCAGUAUUCCUUUUUUUUUUUUUUUUUUUUGAAGGGUCGGGGAACGUGUAUGAUUAGCUCCUCUUGAACACUUAACAGGCCUCGUAGGCAUCCUUGAAAACUGUGAAGUCUUUUCUGCUGCUCUUCGCGACACUGGCACUCAGAAGGAAAGACUUGGCUCUGUCCUCCAUCCAUCCACACUGUAGGCGAAGGCAGAGCACACGGGCAACUGUGCAGCCCUCGUAGAAAAGGAAAAAAAAAAUAGCCUCAGUGGGUGCGUGAGUUCAGCAUCUGAGAGGAAAGAGCGUGUGUGUGUGUGUGUGUGUGUACCCUACAACUCUACCUACAAACCCUCCUUCUCCAGACUGUUACACCCCCGCUCCCACACCCCCAGCCUUUAUCCUCCCGCUUCCUCUUUCUCUGCACUGUCUGUGAAUACAACACUCUUCUCACCUCGCGUCAUCCCACCACCUGCAUGGACACCUCGCAAACUGUGAAGAACCCUGAACUUGCGAAGCCAGAAGAAGUUCCCAGCGACCCGCAGACGCAACAAACGGCCCCCCGAGACGGACGGGACGGUCGCACGCCGUCAAGACGGAGCAGGGGCGGGUCGCGAUUGGACGAGGAGCGCGUCGGUCACGGGGCGGGGAGGUUCUCCGCUUCACGAAUCUAGGUCAGACUGCUGCGCUCUCCCACGUCUCCGGUGGCCACCGGCGGUUUGAACCAGCCAGGAGAAAAACUGUCACUUUGUAUCAGCAGGAAACGGAGCGAGGAAAUGAAACGGUGUCCCUCUCUGACUUCCUCCGGGUCUGUUCGCUGCGAGAGUACGCGAGGGUUGGGAUGUCGUGAGGGGCAGGGGAGGGAGGGGGGGGUCAGAGUUCAUGUUGCAUUCUGGUGCUAAAUAUUCCUCCACGUAACUCUUUCCAGUGAGGCACAGAAGAGUAAAAAAAAAUAAAUAAUCAACACUUGUAUAGAUACCGUAGUCAAACUGUGAGUGACAGAGUAUAUCUAUAUAUAUAUAUAUAUAUAGAGCUGCGGCUGGUGUGUGGAGAUAUCCGAGAGCCUUAGAGAGAUCAGAUUUACAGUGCAAGGUAGGAAGAGGAGGAUCAAAUGGAAAAGGGAAGAGAAGGAGUGGCGGCGGAGGCAGGAGAUAGCGCAGUGAAUUAUCUGUGACUUCCUUCGGCCAAUCUGUGUGAGAAAAUGUCUCCCCGCGGAGGACGGCCGUGUCCCUCGGCCCUGUGUGGUCGUCUUCUUUAUCUAGUCUCGCCCUCCUGUUCCUCCUCCUCCUCCUCCUCCUCCUCCUCCUCCUCCUCCUCCUCCUCCUGUUUCUGUGGUCGGCUACAGCUCAAGUCCCUCGUGCCAACUUGGACUACAGUUUCACCGGAGUCUCCGCUUCACGCCCCCUUUCCCCUUCACCGUGACACCAGCUCUCUCCUUCACCCAGGAAGCUGUGUACAUAGUAGUGCUGUAAAGCUUUGCUUGCUUGUUUACUUUUGUCCAUUUUCUUUUCUUUUUUUAACCGUAUGUGCGGAGGACUGAUACCUGCAAACAGAAUUUAUCUUUUUUUUUUUUUUUAUGGUUUGCUUUGUGUUCAUACAGUACAUUUGCUCGUUUUUACAUUAUGCUUUUAUUUUCCUCCUGCCGGUGUCUUUUUUUUAUGAUUAUUAUUUUAAACUAGCAUUUUGGAAAUGUUUUGCCAACACUAGACGCUUUUACGAUUAUUACUUUUUUGUUCGUUUGAUCGAUUAACGGGAAAAUUGCGUUGCUCCUGCUCUCAGUGUAGACAGUGGUCCACUCUCGGCUGUGAAGGGGAUAAAAAAAAUCACACUUAUUUUGAACGUUUCAGAAAAACAACUAUGGCUGUGAAUAAUUUUGGCACUUCAUGCAGUAAACAGUGACUUAUUCUGUGAUACUUUAGGGAUAACUAUAAAAAGCAUAGCAGGGGAGGGGAGGAUAAACUAAUUUUAAAGCCCACCAAUAGUCAGUCUGGUGAGCUUUGAUGUUAAUGUCAAUCCUCGGCUAAGUAAAGACUCCGGGGGUCAACCCUUGACUGCUGCUCUACGUUUAUGUCUUACGCACUGGCUGUUCUAAAAUAGGACUGGUACUCGCGGGCCAGCCUCAUGCCCAAAGAGAGCUUGUAAGCGCGAUGCACAGGCUCUGUUUGGGCCUGCUCCGAAACAGGCUCCAGGCCUCCGAUCCAUGCAAGAAGAGCUGUCCUCAGGGUUUCGGAUGGUCAGUGGUAAAAAAAAGGGACAAAAGCUCCUGAAUCUCAACGCUCGAGAGCUGAGGGGGAGAGGUGUCGAUUCUCGUGAUGUUUUCACUCAGUGUGGAGUACAACAAAAAAAGAAAAGAAAAAAAAGAAGAAGAAAUAACAUGAUGUGACUUAGUAGAUUUUGCACUCGUCGACUACCUAUCUGUGCAUGCUUAUCACCAUUUCUACAUAUACGACCUUUCUCAGACGUACUUUUGAAUACUAACUAUUUAUGUAAAGGUCAUGUGACAGCAAUCGUAAUUUCAGUGUAUAUCAGAUGACACACUCGAUGUCUGUGCUUUCUUAAACACAAAAGAGAGCUGGUUGGUGAGAAGCGAGGAGGAGAGACUAAAGGCAGGGGAAAUGGUCCAGAAGAGUCCCAGGAAAGGAACAUAAUGCCAUCGUCAUCGGACCUAAUAAUAACUUCCUCUAUUGGUUUGCGGACUCAAGGGUAAAAAAAAAAAGAAAAAAAAGGAAAAAAAAGAAAAGAAAAUCCUCCGGCUGAUAUUGUCUCUGUGUUUAAAAUCAAAUAGACUGUGGUGAAAUUUGCACAAAAGCUUAAGUGUUGAGUUCGUCGUCCCCCAGGUUGCCCAUUUGAACACCCAUCCUCCCUGGGCUGACAUGUCCUUGCCUGUCCUCUCCUGAUUUGUCUUGCCUUCAGACUGUUCCAGCGGGGCAGCUGACAGGGGUAAUAUUGGUCUGCACAGCUAUGACUGUGCAGGGACGCAGCAUGCCUAUGUAUAGAACUUGAUUCCCCUGAUCAGAAAAAAGAAAAAUAAACUGUUAACUCUCGUUUCUGUAACUGAUUCAGGAAAAAAAAAGUUCAAUAAACGUGUCAUGUUUGUAGUUAACUUUUAA